UGUUGAUUGUGUGGAGGGGGGGAGGGGCGAACCCUAUUUGAUGCUCACUACAUCAAAUUGCUGGCGAUUCGCAGAAGAGGCAUCAAGCCAAGGCAUUGCGGAGAUUGAGCUUGACUACGUGGCAUGACUGGUUGUCACACGUAGCACCGCUCCACUGGCAGCAGUCAUGGCCUCUCCAGAAGCCCAGGCGUUUAGCAGGAUCACUUGUCAUGCCAGUUUGAAGGAGAGGAGCGCCGCCCUGUCAGGCGCGGCACAGCUCCCGUUGGAUGUUUCUCCGGCAUAGGAAGAUGAGGUGGCCAUGGAUGUGGACGUGAUUGCUAGGAUGAUCAAAAGGCAGCUGGCUGCAUCCGGGGCAGAUCUUUUUGUUGCGGCCAUUGUGUCAUCUUCCCUGCAAGGCUGGCGAGGAAGCCGGGAUAAUAUAUAUGGUGCAUCACUUGACGUGAGAGGUUGGGAAUUCCGCCCCUUCGGUUGCAUCACGGUGAAUGUGUACACUCAGUAUCCGCAGAUGAACGGUCAAGCAGAGUAGUACCACACAGCAGUCAGCAGGGGACGAUUUAGUGGAGAAGAGAAACGAAGGAAUCUGCAGAACGGACAUUCAGAAAUGGUAGUGCCUGUGGUCAUCAAUCAGUUUCAGUAAUCAAUCAACAAGAGGAGAAAUGUGGGCUGUCUAUUGUUGGAGCCAUCAGUAACCAGGACUUCUGGGCUGCUCUGCCUUGUGAUGACCGGGAAGGCUUUGCCUUACCCAGAUUUGAAUCCUCCCAGCUGACAGCACAUCGACGGGAGACAUCGAGCCAAGCAGCUUCUGGGCUGAUUCGAUGAAGCAAGCGUUAGGCAGAAAAGAGACCGGCCGCUUGGGAUAGAGAUGGAAGAGGAAUGCAUGCGGAGGAGGGAGAAGGAUUUCUCUAGGAUUUGUUUGUAAAUCAGACAUUCCACAACGUUCGUUCGUUUUUGUAAUGCUUCACGACUGAUCUCACCGUGAUAACAUCUACGAGGAUUUUUCAAAAGAGAUUGUUAUACAAAUAUUAGGGGCAUGACGCAGUGUAGGCUGACACGUUACCUGUACAAAAUAUCGCAAAGAUCACUUUGUAUAUGUAUUACUGUCACUGCUACAAUUGCAAAGAACAGUCAGGAGUGAAGGUGACUGUUGAAGUGUUGAUACACAAUAGCUAUCCGUCCGUUUAUAGCUUAAUGUUUCAGUCACUAUUCUGAGUUUCUGACUAGUCAGCAGUCAAGGUCGCAUCCCAACUCAGAGGUGGACAGCUGAUAUGUCAACUCUUGACCACUUGGAAAGUUGGAAGUCAAUCUACCAGAAUUCCAAGAACACUGCAUUAUACAACCAUCUGCUUCCACGAUCAAACAUUUGUGGAUGCUCGGUUCGUCAAAGCAUCGCUUGCUUGUAGACCAAGGACUGGUACAACUAUCUACUUACUCCCAGUUAGCCACCUUCAUUAGUACGAAGAUCUUAGCCUGAUCGAUCAAUGGAUUGGCCGGCUCUCACCAGCUUCACGGCGGUCACAAUCCUUAUUUUCCUACCGUUGAGCGCUUCUGACGAUCGGCUUGUCCCUGACAGGGCGCUGUCCCCAGGUAACUUCAUCCUCUCCGAUGAUGGUGGAUUCGCCUUGGGCUUCUUCAGCCCCUCCAACUCCACUCCUGCUAGCCUGUACCUAGGCAUAUGGUACACCGGCAUCCCCGAGCUCACAGUCGUGUGGGUCGCCAAUCGAGAAACCCCGGCCACCAACACCACUUCCUCUCCACCAACGGUCUCCCUCACCAACACCUCUAAUCUGGUUCUCUCCGAUGGUAAUGGUGGCCACCGUGUCCUUUGGACAACGACCAACGUGGCCACCGCCGUGGGCUCAUCUACCUCAACGGUAGUGCUUCUGAACACUGGCAACCUCGUUAUUCGGUUGUCAAAUGGCACCAUGUUGUGGCAGAGCUUCGACCACCGCACUGACACAUUCCUCCCUGGCAUGAAGCUACGGAUAAACAAUAGCACACAGGGCACCGCCGAGCAUCUAGUAUCCUGGAAAGGCCCUAACGACCCUUCGUUGGGGCGCUUCUCCUAUGGCAGCAACCCGAACAGAUCCCUCCAAGUAUUCCUAUGGGAUGGGGAGCACUCGGUGUCUCGCAGCGCCCCAUGGACAGGGUACCUAGUGAUGAGCCAAAGCCAACAACAACUUGGGGGGACAAGGGCAACUAACGUCAGUGAUUUUAUCAUCUAUGUGGCCUUCGUCGACAAGGACGAUGAGAUGUACAUCACCUAUAGCCUCUCGGACGGCGCCCCACGCACCAGGUUAGUGCUAACCUACUAUGGCGAGUAUCAGCUCCAGAGUUGGAGCAAUAAGUCGUCAGCGUGGGCUGUCCUUUGGAAGUGGCCGUCUGCUGAAUGCAACCGCUACAAUUAUUGUGGCCCAAAUGGAUACUGCGAUGAGACAUCCACCACGCCUGCCGUGCCAGCAUGCAAGUGUCUCGACGGCUUUGAGCCGACUAACACACAGGAAUGGAGUGUAGGCAGAUUCUCGGCGGGGUGCCAAAGGAAGAAGGCGCCGCGAUGCAGUGACGACUUCUUAGCCUUGCCGGGGAUGAAGUCACCUGACAUGUUUUCUUCCGUGGGCGGGGACAGGAGUACGUUCGAGGAGUGCACAUCAGCGUGCAGCCGCAAUUGCUCGUGCGUGGCAUACACGUUCAGCAACCUGAGCACCGGCAGGUCUGGAGGAGACGUGACGAGAUGCUUGGUGUGGAAUGGGGAGUUGGUUGACAUAGGAAAGAUAGGGGAGCUUGGCGGUGAGACACUUUAUCUCCGGCAUGCACGCAUGGAUGCAACAACUGGUAGAAGAACAAAGAGAAAAGCAAUGAGGAUUGUGUUGCCAGUUUUAAGUUCUAGUGUUUUGGUAAUCAUCUGCAUCUUUCUUGCAUGGUUAAAAUUCAAAGGCAAGAACAAAAAAUGGAGAAAUCAAAAUAAGAUAAGUUUGGUUGGUAUGAAUACCUCUAAUGAAUUUGGAGAAGGAAAUCCUCCCCAUGAUCGGGAAUUUCCAUUUGUAAGAUUAGAAGAAAUUGUGCUGACAACCCACAAUUUCUCUGAAACAUGCAUGAUUGGACGAGGAGGCUUUGGUAAAGUAUACAAGGGAAUGGUAGGUGGUCAAGAAGUUGCAAUCAAGAGGCUAAGUAGAGAUUCUCAACAAGGAACAAAUGAAUUCAGAAACGAAGUAAUUCUGAUUGCCAAAUUGCAACACAGAAACUUGGUUCGACUUCUUGGAUGUUGCAGUGAGGGAGAUGAAAAGCUCCUAAUUUACGAGUAUCUGCCUAAUAAGAGCUUAGAUGCUACUCUUUUUGAUGACUAAAAUUGUUGUUGGACUGGGAGACACGAUUUAUUAUAAUCAAAGGGGUUGCAAGGGGACUAAUGUAUCUUCACGAAGAUUCAAGGUUCACCAUAAUUCAUAGAGAUCUCAAAGUUGGAAAUAUUUUGCUAGAUGCCGAUUUGAAACCCAAGAUAGCAGAUUUUGGUAUGGCUAGAAUCUUUGGUGAUAACCAGCAAAAUGCAAAUACCCAACGUGUUGUUGGAACAUAUGGCUACAUGGCUCCUGAGUAUGCAAUGGAAGGCGUCUUCUCUACCAAGUCUGAUGUCUAUAGUUUUGGCGUGUUACUACUGGAGGUUGUAACUGGCAUAAGAAGAAACUCCAUUAGUCAAACCAUGGGAUUCCCUAGCCUCACAGUUUAUUCAGGAAUAUGUGGAAGGAAGCGAAGACCGAGGAACUGCUAGACUCAUGUAUCGUAAAUACUUCACCGGUCGAAGUUUUGCUUUGCGUCCAUGUGGCACUCUUGUGUGUCCAGGAGAACCCAGAUGAUAGGCCGCUUAUGUCAUCUGUUGUGUUCAUCCUAGAGAAUAGAAUCACCACACUUACAGCCCCAGUCGCCCCGCCUACUUCGCACGACAAAGUGCUGAAAUUGCUAAUAUAAAAAAUGACAUUCGGACUUCCGUGAACAGUUUUACUCUUACCGAGAUAGCGGGGCGAUGAAGUAAUAAUUUUCAGGUUUAGAUGUAUAUGUUAGGAAUAAGCAACUUGUAUUCCCAUGAGGCCAUAGGCCGAUAUAUAUACAUGUACAG
This is a messenger RNA of Aegilops tauschii subsp. strangulata, 4105 nucleotides long. The record is from RefSeq and is a predicted model, not a curated record. NCBI's taxonomy places the organism in Eukaryota, Viridiplantae, Streptophyta, Magnoliopsida, Poales, Poaceae.